Patiria miniata (bat star) is the source of this 825-nucleotide messenger RNA. RefSeq lists its product as uncharacterized. The transcript has a single exon. Gene Ontology annotation, biological process: DNA integration. The record is from RefSeq and is a predicted model, not a curated record. Lineage: Eukaryota; Metazoa; Echinodermata; Asteroidea; Valvatida; Asterinidae. The coding region runs from base 1 to 825 and encodes 274 amino acids. Gene Ontology annotation, molecular function: nucleic acid binding.
AUGGAAGCAUUCGCACUUCCUGACGCUACUGCAAUCGCAGUCGCGCAUAAGUUGGUAAACGAAAUAGUGUGUCGGUUUGGGGUUCCCCAAGAACUCCACUCCGAUCAGGGCACCAACUUUGAGUCAGGUGUGUUCUGCAAGAUGUGCCAAAUUCUAGGCAUAUCCAAAACUCGAACAACCGCCUACAAUCCGAAAUCGGAUGGCAUGGUUGAGAGGUUUAACAAAACCUUGAUCAACAUCGUGGCAGUGCUAAUAGACCCUAUGCGAAGGCAGAAGGAUUGGGAUGAGUUCCUCCCCUAUGCCACCUUCGCCUAUAGGUGCACGCCACAUGAGUCCACCGGUGAAACCCCCAACAUGAUGAUACUGGGAAGGGAAGUGACCAUCCCGGUAGAUUUGGUGACAGGUUGUCCCGAAAUUGAGGAAGACACAACCGUAGACUUUGCAGAAAGACUGCGAAGUAACAUGCAAGAUGCUCACAAAAGAGCCAGAGAGUGUCUCGGGAAAAGUGCCCGAAGGCAGAAGAAGAACUAUGACAGAAAAGCAUCCGAGCAUGGGUUAAGGGAAGGCCAACUAGUGUGGCUUCACAACCCAGCAAAGAAGAGGCACAUGUCCCCCAAACUCCAGUUGAGGUGGGAAGGGCCAUGGCUGAUUCUGAAAAAGCUAUUGGAUGUAACAGUUCGAAUCCAGCCUAAACAAGGAGGCAAGCCCAAAGUUGUUCAUGUGGACAGACUCAAACCGUGUGUCAGUCCAAACAAAUGGGAAGAUCAGUCCAGGGAUGAGGUGGCUAAAAAACCUCCCCCAAGAACUGACAACAGUUCCAGAUGA